AUGCUGGUGCCGGAGUACGGGGACCUACCCAUCUCGCUAUCGCUGGGGGUGUUUGGCAUGCCAGGAGCCACCGCGUACUUCGGACUGCUCGACAUCUGCGACCCUAAGCCUGGAGAGACGCUGGUCGUCAGUGGCGCAGCAGGCGCUGUAGGGUCCAUAGUCGGGCAGAUAGCUCGCAUCAAGGGCUGCAAGGUCAUCGGCAUCGCUGGCUCCGACGCAAAGGUGAAGUGGCUGAAGGAGGAGCUGGGUUUCGACGAGGCGAUCAACUACAAGACGUCGGACGUGGAGAAGGCGGUAGCGGCGGCAGCGCCCUCAGGCGUGGACGCCUACUUCGACAACGUGGGCGGCGCCGUGAGCCAAGCCGUGCUGAGCAACAUGCGGCCCCGCGGCCGCGUCUGCCUCUGCGGCAGCAUCUCGACGUACAACCAGGAGAGCGUCCCCACGGCGCCCGUCGCCGGGACGCAGGUGCAGGACCGCCAGCUCAGGAUGGAGUGGAUCAAGAUGAGUUCCCGAUGGGGACGCCAGGACGGCGCCUUCGCGGAGAUGGCACAGUGGAUCAGGGAGGGCAAGCUCAAGUACAGGGAGACGGUGACCGAAGGCUUCGAGAAGACGCCGGAGGCCUUCGUCGGUAUGAUGAAGGGGGAGAACAUUGGCAAGGCGGUCGUUAAAGUGUAACACGGCGCCGCUU
Molecule: messenger RNA, 688 nt
Organism: Schistocerca cancellata (South American locust)
Lineage: Eukaryota; Metazoa; Arthropoda; Insecta; Orthoptera; Acrididae
Product: prostaglandin reductase 1-like
Exons: 2
Coding region: 1-675 (224 amino acids)
Biological process (GO): prostaglandin metabolic process
Molecular function (GO): 15-oxoprostaglandin 13-reductase [NAD(P)+] activity
Source: RefSeq, a predicted model, not a curated record